UCACCUGGCUUACUAUGUGGAAUCUUUGUCAUUUAAAAGUUCUGCAGAGAAUAUUAGCAUCAGAAUUUAGCACGUAUUGUAAACUAGAAGCAAUGGCAUCUGCAGGAAAGCACUUACCUAGAAUUUAUAUAACACGGCGAAUACCACCAGACGGAUUGAAGAUUCUCCAGCAAUCUGGAAGCUGUCAAAUUGAACAGUGGGAUUCAGAUGAUCCAGUACCACGUUCUGAACUGCUCAAGAAAAUUGUUGGGAUACAAGGCUUGUAUUGUCUUUUAACAGAAAAAAUUGACAAAGAGGUCCUUGAUGUUGCAGGACCCAGCCUUAAAGUGGUUAGCACAAUGUCUGUAGGAUAUGAUCACUUAUCCCUUGAUGAGCUUAAAAAAAGGAACAUCCGAGUUGGAUUUACACCCGAUGUAUUAACAGAAGCUGUGGCGGAACUUACGGUUGCACUCUUGUUGGCAACAUCUCGAAGACUUAUUGAGGCUGUGAAUGAAGCAAAAAAUGGAGGAUGGGGAACCUGGAAACCCCUCUGGAUGUGUGGAAGUGGUCUUACUGGGAGCACAGUUGGGAUCCUUGGCCUAGGAAGGAUAGGUGAGGCUAUUGUCAACCGUCUAAAACCAUUUGGGGUCAAAAAAAUUAUAUAUAAUGAUAUUGCACAAAGGAAAGAAUUGGCAGCAAAGAUAUCAGCUGAAUUUGUGUCUUUGGAUGAGCUGGCCAAACAGUCUGAUUUCCUUGCAGUAUGUUGUGCCUUAACACCUGAAACACAGGGAAUUUGUAACAAACAGCUGUUCUCCAAAAUGAAACCCAGUGCUAUAUUUAUAAACACAAGCAGGGGUGGUGUAGUUAACCAGGAGGAUCUUUGCCACGCUUUAAAAAGUGGACAGAUAGCAGCUGCUGGUCUAGAUGUCACAGUCCCAGAGCCCCUUCCUACUGAUCAUGAGCUUUUUAAACUGAAAAAUUGUGUAAUUCUUCCUCACAUCGCCAGUGCCACAGUGGAAACAAGAAAUGCCAUGUCUGCCCUUGCAGCAAAUAAUCUGUUGGCAGGACUGAAAGGUAGCCCAAUGCCAAAGGAAGUGCCACUAUAAUAGAAUUCCAGUGAACAACCUCAAUUCAGCUAAGAAUGUCUUAAGCAGAGGAGCAUUUUUAUAUUAGAAAGAACAACCAAAUCCAUGGUCAAAAACUUAAUAAUUUGAUAAACAAUAAGGGUCUUAGCUGACCAUAUGACGAGAAAUACAUUAAUACACAAAUACAUGAAGAGAUACACAUCCCGUCUGUGAUAGGAUGAUAAGCAGAUGUGCUUGUGAUAAACACAAAGGGGAUUGUGUAGAAAAUCCAAUGCAUAAACUAGAUUACUUACAAUUAUGUAUAACCGUAGUUCUAUAAUGCAGGAAGAGGUUUAAAGGGACAACAAACACCUUGUAAUUAUAAGACAUAUAUAUGUACUUCUCUUACUAUGGGAGGACAAUUGUUAGAUUCAGAGAAGACGUUUCAUAUUCAUAUUAGAACUUGUGAUGGGCUACCAAAUUGAUUAAAACAUAUUACAUUCUACUCAAUAUGAACAUUUUAUGAAGGUUCCCAUAAUAUUCUUUGUUAGACACAUGAAUCCCUUUCACUUGUACUAAUAACUCCAUCAGACACCUUUAAUCAGACACCCUUAACAGAACUAACUCCCUUAGUCGAUAUGUCUUUUAUAAUUAUUUCUGCACUUCAAGUUUUCUUAAAAGCUAUUGGGGCCUAUUUAACAAGCCGUCAACCGCAAAUAUGCUGGAAUUCCGCAGUGUAAUUGUGGAGAGCUUGAUUCACCUCAUUUAUCAAAGCCUACAGUCAGGCAAAAGUAGAAAUCUGUGAUGUAACAUACGAUCCGCCGGUCUCAGUCCGACACAGAUCGAUGCUUACGUCACUACAGAUGUUCCGAAUGCAAAUUCGGCACUAUCUGACUACUUUUGCAAGUUAUCAAAUAACUACCAGGUACACUCGCCACUAUUCCGGCCCAGCGUACCUGGUUUUCAAUCCGCCGCCCUGGAGGUGGCGGAUGCCAUAGCAAUCAAUGGGAGUCUGAAAACAGCGAAAGCUCAUGUUCGCUGCUGCCCGAUAUCCCAUUGAUUCCAAUGGUAGAAUAAAAGUUAUGUUUACACCUAACACCCUAACAUAUACCCCGAGUCUAAACACCCCUAAUCUGCCGCCCCGACACCGCAGACACCUACAUUAUACUUAUUAACCCCUAAUCUGCUUCCCCAACACCCCCGCCACCUACAUUAUACUUAUUAACCCCUAAUCUGCCGCCCCUACACCGCCGCCCCCUACAUUAUACUUAUUAACCCCUAAUCUGCCGCCUCAACACCGCCGCCACCUACAUAAAAGUAUUAACCCCUAUCCCGACGCUCCCGGACCCCACCGCAACUAAAUAAAUGUAUUAUCCCCUAAACCCCUGGCCUCCCACAUCACUAGCACUUACUAAACCUAUUAACCCCUAAACCGCCAGCCCCCCA
Messenger RNA from Bombina bombina (fire-bellied toad), 2489 nucleotides. Its product is annotated as glyoxylate reductase/hydroxypyruvate reductase. Gene Ontology annotation, molecular function: glyoxylate reductase (NADPH) activity; NAD binding; hydroxypyruvate reductase [NAD(P)H] activity. The record is from RefSeq and is a predicted model, not a curated record. The coding region runs from base 15 to 1085 and encodes 356 amino acids. Lineage: Eukaryota; Metazoa; Chordata; Amphibia; Anura; Bombinatoridae. The transcript is spliced from 9 exons. Gene Ontology annotation, cellular component: cytosol.